Messenger RNA from Sycon ciliatum, 1718 nucleotides. RefSeq names its product ras-related protein Rab-4B. Gene Ontology annotation, molecular function: GTP binding; GTPase activity. Gene Ontology annotation, cellular component: recycling endosome; plasma membrane. Gene Ontology annotation, biological process: regulation of endocytosis; vesicle-mediated transport; Rab protein signal transduction. Lineage: Eukaryota; Metazoa; Porifera; Calcarea; Leucosolenida; Sycettidae. The transcript has 7 exons. The record is from RefSeq and is a predicted model, not a curated record. Bases 241 to 873 code for a protein of 210 amino acids.
CGGUGUAAAAACGCUAGCCUGGCACGAUGCGAAUGUAGGCCAUGCUAGCGUAAACAGCAUGCAUGAUUCUCAGGUUUUAGAGCAACAAACAACUGACUUCGAUGUGAUCUGAAGAGAGAGGCAAGAUAACAGUAACUGUUGCAGAGUUUGUUUCUCAAUAUUCACUUUCCUUGCUUGGACACCUGGCCCUUAGUUCCUGUACAUGUGGGCUGCUGGGAAUUUCUAAUAGAAGCUUAUAAAAUGUCGGAAAGCUAUGACUUUCUGUUCAAGUUCCUGGUGAUUGGUAGUGCCGGCGUUGGUAAAUCAUGUAUCCUGCAUCAGUUCAUCGAGGGCAAAUUCAAGCAGGACUCAAACCACACUAUCGGUGUGGAGUUCGGCUCUAAGGUCGUAAAUGCUGGUGGCAAAGCCGUCAAGCUGCAGAUAUGGGACACCGCUGGGCAAGAGCGCUUCAGGUCGGUGACACGCAGCUACUACCGUGGUGCGGCCGGGGCACUGCUUGUCUAUGAUAUCUCCAGCCGUGAGACGUACAACUCAUUAACGAACUGGCUGACCGACGCACGGACACUUGCCAGCCCUAACAUUGUCAUCGUGCUUGUCGGCAACAAGAAAGACCUUGAGGCUGAUCGGGAAGUUACCUUCCUUGAAGCCAGCCGCUUCGCCCAGGAGAACGAACUGAUGUUCCUGGAGACGAGUGCCCUGACUGGCGAGAAUGUCGAAGAGUCGUUUCUCAAAUGCGCAAGAACAAUCCUCAACAAGAUUGAAUCAGGUGACCUGGGCCCGGCACAAAUGGGCAGUGGUAUCCAGUACGGAGACAAGCAACGCAAGAACGAGAAGGACGACGUGCAGCAUGCCCCGGCCAAGUGUACUUGCUAGAUCGAAUCUUGACAGCACUACCUAGCGUUGUGCAACUCUGGUUCAGUUUGAAUACUUCGAAUCACUUUAGUCAUGUCUUGCGGUUGCAUAGUUGUUCUUUACUGCUGACCCGGGAGUAGUAGAAUACCUGCUUUUUGCUUCUCCUUGCUUCUAACAAUGUUGAGAUGCCUUUUUGUCGACUCUUCUGUCUGGAUCUCCUUGACAGGUGUGUUAAGCCCAUGGAUCCUUCCAUGAGUGCAAUACGAGCGAUACUUUGUUAUUAUGUGUAGCACGCCCAUGCAUGUAGAUGUUUUAUCCUGACCCAUUAGUAGGGCUGGUCCUCUAUUACUAGUAUUGCUUUUUACUAGUAAGUUUUUAGAUGCUACUUUUAGGUAGAAAUGCUAGACACUGGACAGAUCUUCCAUGAAACAUUGCUCUACCCAGCAGUGUAUUUUUGCAUCUUCUUUUUUAGCUGCUGGCCUCGCGGCAUUUGAACAUGUUUUUGGCACUGGCCUCCCAUUCAUUUUCUGUGUUGCUACUCAAGCACCGCUGUGCAUUCGCAAAUAUUCUAAAGCGGAACUCUCACACACUGAACUAACAGGGCCGCUCAGUCUCGUAUGCACAGGCACCGAAUCGACCUUGUCUGUACAGAAUGAUGGACCUUGUAAAUUUCCCGUAGCAUGCCCGCCUGCCAACUAUGCAAGCCUGCCCCCUUUAUCCUACUAUCAUAGCAUUUAUUUUGCCUUUAAAUUUUCUCUGUCUCUGAGAUUUAUUUGACUAUUUUGCUGUUCCACCAUCUCUUGGCUUCCCUGUACAAUGUAUUAAUUUUGGAGAAUGUUGCCGAAAAGAUGCGAGUGUGGUUUGAA